AUGCUGAGUAAAACCACAGCGAAAUAUCCUCUCACGAGGGUCGAGAUUAAAUCAUUCACAAUUCACAGAGGGGUGGUGGGGGAAUCAAUCGACAACGCCAUACUCGGUCAACUACCGAAGUGUGUGAUAAUCGGUUUUGUCGAAAAUAAGGCGUUUAACGGUGAUAGUGUAAUGAAUCCGUUUAAUUUUAAAAACUUUAAUAUAAAUUUCCUGUCGCUUUACGUCGAUGGAAUGCAGGUUCCUACUAAACCGUUACAACCUUCUUUUUCAAAAGACGCUCCUCUCUACAUCGAGGCUUUUUAUACUCUUUUCUCGGGGACGGGUAUUCAUUUUCUAAACGAAGGCAAUGCUAUAAGCAGAGAUGCUUAUGCGCAUGGUUACACACUCUUUGCUUUCGAUCUCACGCCUGAUUUAUCGGCCAAUUGCGUCGAUCAUUGGAAUCUCGUGAAGCANGGAAGUUUGCGAAUUGAAGUACGAUUUGAAAAAGCUCUUGAAACGACUAUUAACUGCCUUGUUUACGCGAAAUUCAACAGUGUUUUGGAAAUCGAUUCAUCGCGCCAAAUCAUUGUGGAUUAUAACGGAUAA
This is a messenger RNA of Pseudomyrmex gracilis, 585 nucleotides long. RefSeq lists its product as uncharacterized. NCBI's taxonomy places the organism in Eukaryota, Metazoa, Arthropoda, Insecta, Hymenoptera, Formicidae. The coding region runs from base 1 to 585 and encodes 194 amino acids. The record is from RefSeq and is a predicted model, not a curated record. The transcript has a single exon.